AUGGCUCAACCGCAAGCACAAGUCCAACCGUGCCGAUACAAGACUGGGAAAACGCUGGGAGCUGGCUCGUACAGUGUUGUGAAAGAAUGCGUGCAUAUCGAUACCGGCCGAUACUAUGCGGCCAAGGUCAUCAACAAGAGGCUUAUGGCCGGGAGAGAGCACAUGGUGCGCAACGAGAUUGCGGUGCUGAAGAGAGUGUCAAUGGGACAUCAGAAUAUCCUCACGCUGGUCGACUACUUUGAGACUAUGAACAAUCUCUAUUUGGUGACUGACUUGGCCCUCGGCGGCGAGCUCUUUGACCGUAUCUGUCGAAAAGGCUCAUACUACGAGUCCGACGCGGCCGACCUUAUUCGAGCGACUCUUUCAGCUGUCGCAUAUCUCCACGACCACGGCAUCGUUCACCGCGAUCUGAAACCCGAAAACCUUCUCUUCCGAACGCCAGAGGACAACGCCGAUCUGCUAAUUGCAGACUUUGGUCUUUCUCGUAUCAUGGAUGAAGAGCAAUUCCAUGUCUUGACCACGACUUGCGGUACUCCAGGAUAUAUGGCUCCUGAGAUAUUCAAGAAGAGUGGGCAUGGAAAGCCAGUCGAUGUGUGGGCGAUUGGUGUGAUCACAUACUUUCUUCUCUGUGGCUACACUCCCUUCGAUAGGGACAGCAAUCUGGAAGAGAUGCAGGCCAUCUUGGUUGCGGACUACAGCUUUACACCUUUGGAAUACUGGCGUGGAGUCAGCUUGACGGCACGCCAAUUCAUCAAGCGAUGCCUCACGAUCGACCCGACCAAACGCAUGACCGCCCAUGAGGCACUCACUCAUGAAUGGAUUGCCGGCCCAGAAAGCGGUCGCGGCGACGAGGAUCUGCUGCCAACAGUCAAGAAGAAUUUCAACGCCCGUCGAACGCUGCACAAGGCCAUCGAUACAGUCCUUGCAAUCAACCAACUCCGCGCUGGUGGAAUGGGCAUGAUGGACGGUGCCAUGUCUUUCAACCCCGACCGCGUAAAGCCAAAGGACGAAGACGUCAACAUGACCGAUGCAAGUGGUCCUGAGGUUGUACAGCCAGUCGAUAGCAUGGACCCGCGAGGCAACGCCAAAGGUCAGACACAAGAGCAGAUUGAUGAACAGCAGAGGAGACAACAGCAAGCCAUUAAUGGGCUCUGGCAAGGCAAGGCCCAAGGCCAGCCAGCAUGA
Messenger RNA from Zasmidium cellare ATCC 36951, 1185 nucleotides. RefSeq lists its product as uncharacterized. Lineage: Eukaryota; Fungi; Ascomycota; Dothideomycetes; Mycosphaerellales; Mycosphaerellaceae. Gene Ontology annotation, biological process: protein phosphorylation; cellular response to oxidative stress. Gene Ontology annotation, molecular function: calmodulin binding; ATP binding; calcium/calmodulin-dependent protein kinase activity. The coding region runs from base 1 to 1185 and encodes 394 amino acids. The transcript is spliced from 2 exons. The record is from RefSeq and is a predicted model, not a curated record.